This is a messenger RNA of Zootermopsis nevadensis, 746 nucleotides long. Its product is annotated as acylphosphatase-2. Gene Ontology annotation, molecular function: acylphosphatase activity. Lineage: Eukaryota; Metazoa; Arthropoda; Insecta; Blattodea; Termopsidae. The record is from RefSeq and is a predicted model, not a curated record.
AGUACCAGAGUUCCGAAAUAGCAGUCGAGACCUCGCUGCGUCGCGACGCGGAUAACUGAAGUCCGUUGUUAACCGCAGACAAGGCGACAGUCGGAACGUGGCGAGCAGUGCAUCAUGGGAGUGCAGGACGUGCCAGCGGCCAUCGUGUCAGCAGAGUUUGAGGUCUUCGGACAGGUCCAAGGAGUGUACUUCACGAAGUACUGCAGAGAUCUGAGUCUUCAGCUAGGAAUUGGAGGCUGGGUAAAGAACACCAAGACAGGGACGAUUGUGGGCAAGAUGCAAGGAGAAAGGCCCAAAAUUGAACAGAUGGUGGACUGGUUGUCCAAAACUGGGAGUCCAGGGAGCAAGAUAGAUCGCUGCGACUUUGGAAACUGGGAGUACCUCGCGAGACAAGAGUUCCGUGGUUUCAGCAUUCGAUUCUGAGUAAAUUACCAAAUAAGUGUUUUUGUCCCAUCACCUUCAUUGUUAAAAUAAGAGGCGAAAUGAGUUCAACGUGUCACGAAUUAUCGUGAUGUAUCAUAGUUCUUUGAAGAAUCCGUUCUAGAUAUCAGCCAAGCAACGUCUUUGUGAAUGCAUGGGACCUGUGGAAUAGAACCUAAUGAUACCUCAAAGAUGUGCCGACAGCUAUCAAAACAACACGAGAGGAAAUCAAAGUUUGUUUCAUCCACUGAGUGUACAAUGUGAAGCAUGAGAUUCAGUUUUCAAAACCUACGCAAGUAUACUAAUAAAUGUUAGUUUCCAUACAA